UAAAAAGUCGUUUCAAGUCGAUGUUGAUCCUCAGCCAUCUUUGUUAAUUCGUACUUACAGAUCAAGAAUAUAGGGACAGUUCGCCCAAAGUACGGCGAGUCCCCGUUAAUUUACAGGACAAUCAUGUCGACUAAAGGGAUCUCGUUGAUGGACCCUUCUAAUAGUGGAGGAAAUGGAUCUUAUAAAACAAGUUUCUUCGCCGAUAUUCAUAAACAACUGGGUUUGUUGCCAGGAUUUCGAGGAUUGUCACAGGACAUGAAUAAAUUAGACCAGGAAACACAAACACCGGGUAGUGGAUCGCCUUUGGAAAAUGUAAGAACAAUGUCAGAAACAAUUGCAACGGACGUGAUUAUGAAUUAUGAAAAAGAGGAGAAGAAACCAUCCAAUAAGUACUGUAAAACAAUGAGACGAACUGUUCACGAACUUUCAAAUCGCCAUAAGAUUGCUUUCAAGGGAAUGGUGAAUAAGUUGCAAAUAACAGAAACAAACGCUUUUCCAACUUUCGUUUCAGUUGUCGAUGAAAUAUUUGAAGACGGGCAAAUAAAUUGGGGGAGAAUAGUGGCAGUAUACACAUUUGCAGCAAGAUUAGCACAGCAUUGUAAAGAAUCCUGUCCAGAUUGUGAUGAAAGAAUUUCACUGUAUGCUGGAAAAUAUGUGGCAAAUAAACUUGGUAGAUGGAUACUUGAUAAUGGAGGAUGGGAUGCCUUUGUGGAUUAUUUCCCUGAGCAAGGAGCUGUUGAAGAUAAAAUUUGGAAAGGACUUGUUUAUACUGCAAUGGGACUUGGUGCAUUAGCUACAGUGGUUGCAGCCCAAUAAUAAUCUCAAUAGGCCACAUGUAGUUGAUUUUUAGCUUUUUCAUCUGCCAACUAAUCCCCCAUACAGAAUUUAAAAAAAAUGAUUAUAAAAAUAUAUUUGACUGUAUCAAAUUUAGGCCAUUUUAAAGUGUGUGUGUUUCAACCCUGUCCAAUAUAUUGGAAAAGAUUAAUAUUAAGUGAUAAAAUGAUUGAAGAAACCAAAAACAAAUAAAAAUAUGUAAAAAGUAAUUAGUUGUACUAUUUCGACCAAAGUUGAAUUUAUAAUGAUUCAAUCUUGGUAUUUUGAAUUUUCUGAUUUGUUUUAGAUCAAUGUGAUUAAGAAAACAAAACAAAAAAAUAGAGGCAGAGGAAACACACAUAAUCUUUAAAUUUGGUUUAAAUUGUUUUUUUUUUUUUGCUGUGCCCUUUUAAUGUGCAAUGAGAUAAAAUUUUAGAAAUCAAAUUUAUGUGGCCUGGUCUCAGGAACAUUUCAGUUUUAGUCAUUGUUUUACACAAGUACAUGUUUUUUUUAUGUUAAAAUAAAUGGAGAAGAAAUAUUAUAAAACAUUGAAAAACAAGUAA
Messenger RNA from Mytilus californianus (California mussel), 1376 nucleotides. RefSeq names its product bcl-2-like protein 1. The record is from RefSeq and is a predicted model, not a curated record. The transcript has 2 exons. Gene Ontology annotation, molecular function: protein homodimerization activity; protein heterodimerization activity. Gene Ontology annotation, cellular component: mitochondrial outer membrane. Gene Ontology annotation, biological process: regulation of apoptotic process; extrinsic apoptotic signaling pathway in absence of ligand; intrinsic apoptotic signaling pathway in response to DNA damage. NCBI's taxonomy places the organism in Eukaryota, Metazoa, Mollusca, Bivalvia, Mytilida, Mytilidae. The coding region runs from base 124 to 816 and encodes 230 amino acids.